UCUGCUGCAGAACCGAAGGAGUAGAGAACUGACUCUCCUCUUAUCAAAUCUUUCAACAAAAACCCUAAUCUUGAAAUUUUCAGUUUCAUCGAUCUGAUUUGGUGCAGAAAUGCCUUUAAGAAUCCCAUCGCGGCCGAUGCUUGACUCAUGGAUCUGGCAUUCCAAAGAACCGUCACCGGACUCGGAACUGCUUUGCCAGAUCCCCAAAUGCCGACCUGUCAGGCUGAUAGUAUCGCGUUCGAGUUCGGUUUCAAUGGCAACAAGUGAUGAUUUGACAAGAAAGAUGACUGGAGCGCUGAAGGAUACCGAUGUGAUGAACAUGGCGGCGCCUAAGAGGAAGGCCGUGAAUGACAGUGUCUUUGGCGGAUUGUGCGAUGCAGAGGAGAGAGAAGAAGCCGAUUUCGAAUGGAGAACGGGAUCGUAUCUGGUGGUGGAGGAAGGGUGUGGAGUCGGUGGCGGUGGUGGUAGUGGUGGUGGCAGUAAGGCGUACGGUAGAGGAGGUGGGGGAGGAUAUAGCGGUAGAGAUGACGACGAUGAUGGAUCGGAUUCUUUGGAUCCCAACAAUAAAAUUGACAGAAGGGAAUUGCGCCAUCGCAGGAUGAUCAAGGCUAAUCCCAAUAGUGCUCUUUAUCUUGGCAAUUACGCUGUAUUCGUGAAAGAGGUUCGUGGGGAUUUUGCCAGAGCCGAAGGAUACUUUGAGAGGGCAAUUUUGGCGAGCCCUUUUGAUGCUACUGUUCUAUGCAUGUAUGCAGAUUUGAUAUGGAAGAGCCAUAAGGAUGCUUCUCGUGCUGAGAUUUACUUCAAGCAAGCUCUUAAAGUUUCCUCGAGUGAUUCUUAUACGCUAGCAUUGUAUGCGAGGUUUCUCUGGGAUGUCGAACAAGAGGUGGAAGGUGAAGAAGUAGAAAUGAGCAGGCAUCAUCAGCACCUACUUUCGUUAAUUGAGGGCAUUCACCCAAGCUUUUAAUUGUUGCUCCCUAAGACUACACCUUUAUGCCCUUCUCUUGCAAAAUUACUUAGAUUUGACUUCAAAGCAUUCAUGUUA
Molecule: messenger RNA, 1042 nt
Organism: Rubroshorea leprosula
Lineage: Eukaryota; Viridiplantae; Streptophyta; Magnoliopsida; Malvales; Dipterocarpaceae
Source: the annotation of a GenBank genome assembly